Molecule: messenger RNA, 4728 nt
Organism: Cladocopium goreaui
Lineage: Eukaryota; Dinophyceae; Suessiales; Symbiodiniaceae
Source: the annotation of a GenBank genome assembly
AUGGCAGCCUGCGAGGGACUGAAGCAGGCUUCCCAAAAGCUCUUGACAAAGGUUUGGCGUGAGGUGCAAGUCCAAUUCACAUCCAAGGAGAACAAGUACCGGAACAUGAAGAGCAGACCAGCGUGGUCCGUUCUGGAAGCCCAUCAAUUUGAGGUCUUUGGCAAAGAUCGUGGUUUUGGGAUCUGUGAUCCGGCUGUUGUGGCUCCUUCAUCUGCUGGCACGAAGCCAGCAUCGAAUCUUCAAGACUACCUCGAAGAGGUCUUGGCUUUGAGGUUCGCAGUUGACUGGAUGGCUAUGUCUAUGGAGGAUGCACAAGAGUUCCUUGAUCAAGCCACCAAGCGUGCGUACAAACGUCCAGUGCUGAAGCCAAAAGCAGCUCCGGACCCCGUCUCUCAGACCUUAGCAGCCUUGAAGGAGAAGACUGUGGACUCGUUCUCCUUGAUGUGGACCGAUGACGCGGAGCUUCGCGGUGUGGCUUCCCUGGCCAUCCGUUUGAUGGAUGGAUUGGAAGGCCCCAGUGCGUUGCCAUUUGCAGCCACCUUUGUUGGACAAAUGCUGCUGGCCAUGUGGAAGGGCGUGGCACCACUCUUGGCACAUCAUGCCGCAACAGGCAUCGCGCGCAUCGCAGAGAGCCACGCAGCCAUGGGACGUUUGCCAGCUCCACAGCUACCGGAGCCGGAUGCAUCGACCUCACGUACUGCAGUCUUCGAUCGAGUGGCUGCAUCAUACGACCGCCCUUCCAAAGACUGCGAGGAGCUGGUGAAUGCAUUGCCUCGAGGGGUGCUGGGAUCCAUCAUCAAGGCGCAAGCCACCUUCCGCGGCUAUGUCUUCAGAGCGCGCUAUUUCACCAAGGCGCGAGCCGUAGCAGCAUAUUGCAAGGCGGUUGCAUGGCCUGAGCUCCAUCCACAGCUGGAGCGGGGUGGCAGAUGUGAGGAGGGUGAGACGGUCGAGCUUGCAUCCGAGAAGGACAAGAAGAAGAAGUCCAAAUCGAAGAUGGACAAGAGUGGCAUGGCCAGCAGCAAGGCAGAUGCUACCAAUCUCAAUCAGACCAUCAGCGACUUCCAGCCAAGGGUUUCCAAGUACCUCGGUGGAGAAGGCAAUACAGCGAAGCCAAGCGUGAGCUCGCCAACGAAUUCACCGAUGCACAAAAUGGGCUCCACAAUGGGCUCCACCAAAGGGUCUCAAAUGGCGGGAGCAGAUGUUCGCAAUCGCGCAUGGCCCCUUCCGACGGCGGAUCACCGCGCCUGCGCGGAUUUGUUUGCGCUUUACAUGUUCAACCUGUAUCGUCGAAAGGAAUUGACCAAUAUGUGGUCAACUCUUUGCAAGUCCUACGAACGAGGAAUGGACUCGUAUGCGGAGUUGCUUCAUCGAAACCCUGCCUUGAAGCCGAUGCUGGAGUCCAUUGCUGCUCAGCUCAAGCGUGGAUCUGUUGUUGGCUAUGACAAGGCCUUCAUUGCCAAGCACAAGAAGGAACCAACUGAGCAACAAGGUCGUGUGAAGCCAGUGGAUGCAGACAUCUUCAAGAGCAAGACGGGCAAGCAAGUUGGAACGAUGGGUUCCACGGGUCAGGCCACAGAGCUACCCAAGGAUAAGGCCGCAGCUGCUUCACCAGGUGCAACUGCUACUAUGGCCAUGUCUAUGAAAUCCAUGAGCCUCACAGUUGGAGAGAAACCAGAAGCCAUGGACUCAGAUUGCCUCGUUCGCAGCCCAUUACAGCUGCAAGCUGAGGGUCAAGCCGAAAGCGAAGCAGAGUGGGUUAUUGAAGGGAACUGCACUGUUGAUGGAGUUUGCGUUUCCAGUCCAAACUUUCCUGAACCCUAUGGGAACAAGGACUAUUGCCUCAUCUCUUUGCCCAAGCCGGCACUACUUGAAGUGACCGCCUUCGAAACGGAGAAGGGAUACGACAAGCUGACCGUCAAUGGCAAGCAGUUUAGUGGAACAAGUCUGUUGGGCGACUCCUUCAAUGCGUGGACUAACAUCACCUGGCGCUCGGAUGAGUCGGUGGUUGAACGUGGUUGGCAGUUCUGCCUGGUCACCUUGACCUGUGCUGAUGGCUUGCCAUUGAUCCCAGUAGCUGUACGCGACUGUCCUCCGGGUUCUGCAGCUCUUCCCAGCUGCGAUGAAGCUGCUCCGGGAGACCUCUGUGAAGGACCGUGCAGCAUUAGCGGAGAUUGCAUCCAAAGUGGCAAUUUUCCAGGCAAAUACGGGGAUAGCGAGCAGUGUGGCAUCAACAUGCCACAGCCUUCGGUGAUCAAUUUCACCGCGUUCUCCACAGAAAAGUCUUAUGAUGUUCUGGCUGUGAAUGGUGUUGGGUACUCUGGCGACGGGGAAGCCGGCUUUAUAGUUGUUGCCUGGGGUAAUAUCACCUGGCGUGCAGACUCGAGUGUGGCUUCAACUGGCUGGGAGUUGUGCUUUGUAUCGCCCAAAUGUCAUGAUGGUUUAGCCCUAAGUCCCGUGGGCGUGCCGGAUUGUCCCCCUGGUCCCGAAGCACUUCCAAGUUGUGACGAAGCCUUGCCGGGAGAGCUCUGUGAGGGUGGCUGUGGGACCCGCAGUGACAUCAACAACUGUUACGAUGCACACUACAGCUACCCACCCUCGCGAGAUGUCUACCGAAAGGCUGAAGGUAACACCUUGACCACCACGAUGGUGACCAGCACGAGCACCAGCACAUUUUUGGACACCACCACUGAUUUAGCAGCCACUGGAUCACCAUGGUCAGUGCAGGGUCCAUGUGAAGCCGUUGGAGCAUGUGUCCAAAGUCCCAAUUAUCCCGAAAACUACGGAGAUCGUCAAUCCUGCAAUUUGUCUCUCCCAAAACCUUCGGUGGUGACCAUCCUGGAUUUUUUGACUGAACCAGACAUGGACUUCCUCACGCUGCAUGGCGUACCCUUCAGUGGCUUGGGCCCUGGCAAGAAGACCUUCACCCUGUGGACCAACAUUUCAUGGAGAUCGGAUCCUUCUGUAGCUGAACGAGGCUGGAAGAUUUGCCUGGACCCGCCACCAUUUUGUGACGAUGGCUUGCCUUUGACCCCAAUCGCAGUCCGAGAUUGUCCGCCUGGCUCCACAGUUCUUCCAACUUGCGAAGAGGCUGCUCCAGGAGAGCUCUGUGAAGCAGAUGGGCAAUGUGGCACCCGAACAGAUGUCAAUAACUGUUAUGAUCCGUCUUACACCUAUCCAGCCUCCCGGGAUGUGUAUCGGAAGUUCAAUGGCACAGCCACCAGCACUACCACCAAAACGGUGUCCACGGUGACAACGACCACCACCAGCAGCAGCCAAUCCACCACCCUAUUGGAGGGCUUCUGGGAGGGCCCUGCUCCAUGGACAGCCUCUGGAGGCUGCAAACUCCAUGGAGCCUGCGUUGAAAGUUCCAACUUUCCAGACACCGGUGAGAGUGAGGACUGUGAGUUUUCAUUGCCACGGCCUUCAGUGGUCAGAGUCACUGCCUUCAGUGCUCAAGAUGGUGACAGCCUCACCAUCAACCAUGAAGCCUACACUGGUGAUGACCUGGAAGGUCAGUUUUUCACUAUUUGGUCGCCAAUCUCUUGGCACUCAAAUGGAGAAGGCUCCAAGUUCCAGCUGUGCUACGAACCUUUGCCUCUCUGCAGCGAUGGCUUGAUCCUGAGCCCAGUAGAAAUCAGAGACUGUCCACCGGUGGAAGAAGCUUUGCCAGGCUGCGAUGUUGCAGCUCCUGGAGAGUUUUGUGUAGGCAAAUGUGGCACGCGUGAUGACAUUGACAACUGUUAUGAUGCAAGCUACACCUAUCCCCCUUCGCGCGAUGUCUACAGGAAAGCGAACGGAACCACUAGGACGACAUCGACCACAGUUAGCCUGACUCUCACGACCACGACUUCCACUACCUCCACACACUGGUCUUCCAAAGGCCUUUGGAAAUAUGUGGGACCUUGUGAGGUUCAGGACAAUUGCAUCAGCUCUCCUCAAGUACAAGGGCAUUGCACGGCCAUUCCACCGCUUGGAACACCAAUCAAGCUGGUCUCUUACUCCAAGAGUGAAAGCGGUGAAGAAAGUGGGGAAAGUUUGACAAUUGAUGGACGCCACUUGACCCCUUCAGACCAAGGGCAUCUAUUCCUAGUCCAGUCUCAGCUUUCAUGGAGCGGGACAUCAGAAAGUUCCUGGGAACUCUGUACGCAAGUGCCUAGCUGUGAGGAUGGUCUGACCCUGACCCCAGUGGUCAACUGUCCAUCCAACCUGAACGACUUGCCCGGCUGUGAAGCCGUGGAACCUGGUGGUAUCUGCAGGGCUGGGGAGUGUUUUACUUCAGAUCAGUUGGGGAACUGUGAAGGUCUUGCAGUGUACCAAAAGGCCAUAGGGACCACCAAAACGCUGACCACCACAUGGACACAAACUGCCACAUCCACAGCUUCUCUCUGGCAAGUGGAGGGCCCCUGUGGUGUGUCUGGGGCAUGUGCAGAAAGCCCCAACUUUCCAGACGAGUAUGGUCUGAAUGAACGAUGCACGCUGACGGUACCGGAAGGGACAAGUGUGACAGUGACAUCGUUCUCUACAGAAGAAUUCUACGACUGUCUCACCAUUAAUGGUGAGAAGUAUAGCGGUGCUCAGGGUUUGGUCGGUCAGAGCUUCGUGGUGUCCUCCCCGAUCCAAUGGAGGUCUGAUGAAUCAAACACUGGACCAGGGUGGCAGAUCUGCGUUGGCGGCUGGGAAUCCACAACCGCCACAAGCACCAUGACCUCAACGGAGUUGAUGGUGUGA